Messenger RNA from Closterium sp. Yama58-4, 2841 nucleotides. The record is from the annotation of a GenBank genome assembly. NCBI's taxonomy places the organism in Eukaryota, Viridiplantae, Streptophyta, Zygnematophyceae, Desmidiales, Closteriaceae.
AUGGCCAGUCCUCCCGUGCUUGCUUUCGAUGCUGAGGGCCGCCCAGUGAAGUUUGACACCUGGCUAGAUGACCUGCACCUCUUCCUACAGCUCACUGCCAAGGAGGAUAUUUCGCUGUACGAUCAUGCCCUCGGUCACGCUACUGCCCCUCCUACCACUGCAGACAGCACUCAGCGCUCACAGUGGCAGACUCGUGACGCCCAUGCUCGCUUCGCUAUUCGCAACUCCCUGCCGCUAGAUGAGCGCGAGCACUUUGGCCAGCACAAGACUGCUAAGGACCUGUACACUGCUGUAGUUGCUCGUUACUCCUCACCUGCCUCUGCCGCACUAGGCCGCCUCACCCUCCCCUACCUGUUCCCCGACCUGGUCUCCUUUAGCACAGUCGCUGACCUCAUCACCCACCUCAGGACCAGUGAGGCCCGCUUUCGCGCUGCUAUGCCUGACGAGUUCCUUGCUAGCAACCCCCCCCCGCUCUGGAUCACGCUCUACCACAUCGUCACCCGCCUCCCUGACUCUCUGCGCGCAGCACCUCUCGUGGCGACCCCCGCACCCCGUUCUUUGAGGGGUGUUCCCCUUCCCCUCUCCUCCCCUCUGUCGCCUCUGCUGCUGCUGUCGACCUCCUUGGUGCUGAGAAGGUCGGAACCGCGUCUGCUCCGAGCGGGCGCCGCAGGGGCAAAGGGGGCAAGGGUGGAGGUGGCGGCGGGGGAGGCGGGGGUGGAGGCGGUGGGAGUGGAGGUGGGACUGGAGAGGCUAGUGGCGGCAGUGGGGGUGGUGACAGCAGCGGCGGGAGCGGUGGCAGGGGCGGAGGCGGCAGCGGAGGCGGAGGUGGUCGUGGCGGCGGCAGGGGUGGAGGUGGCCGGGGCGGUGGCGGCGGCGGUGGUGGUCGUGGAGGCGCUGGCGGUGGCCAGAGCCAGCAGCACGCCCCGUCGCUUCAGGAGGCACGUGAGUGGUAUUCGCAGCGGGGGGGGGCGGGUGGUUUUACCUGCACGUACGUCAUCCGCACUGUUUCCUGCUGGCGCUGAGCUGCCCCGCUGGGCUGAUCUGGAGAGGCAGGGGGUUGAUAUCUGGGCUCUAGACUUUGAUGCUAUUCUCACUGCCAUGUAUGCGAUGUUUACUAGUGGAGAGGGUGCUCAGUACUUGCGUGUUCCGCCCGACCCGGGCAUUCUGACCAGUCCGACUGCCGCUCUAGGUGCUAGUGAGUCUGCUGCCCCAGGUCCUGGUGAGGCUGCUGCUCUAGGUGCUCGUGAGUCUGUGCCCCCUGGUACUGAGUCGACUGCGGCACUGCACACCUUCACACUGGACUCAGGUGCUUCUUGCUGUUUCUUUCGUGACCGCACUGUCCUUGAGCCACUCGCUCGGCCAGUUGCUGUCUCUCUCGCUGACCCCUCUGGGGGUCCGGUCCUUGCGACCUCCUCCACUGUCCUUCCUUGUCCUGCGGUCCCGUCAGGCACACUGUCCGGUCUCUACCUCCCCUCGUUCUCUACGAACUUGGUGGCGGGUAGUGCGCUCCAGGACGGGGGUGUUCACCAGUUCACCCCUGCCUACGAGCGCGUGAUACACUGCACGUGUGCUCGGACGGGCCGUCACCUGGCUACCUUCACUCGGCAGCCGGGGUCGGACCUGUACACACUGACCACUGAGUCCCCUCAGGUAGCUGCGUCCGCGUCUGCGUCUGCGUCAGGUCAGCUGUCCGCCCCCUGCUCGUGUCGCUCUCUGGCGCACGAGACUGUCCUCUGGCACCACCGCCUUGGUCACCCGUCUGUGCAGCGCCUUCGGGCCAUGCACAAACGGGACCUUGUUGCUGGUCUUCCCAGGGUUCUCCCUCCCCUCCCACCCUCGCCUGCUCCUCCCUGUCUUCCCUGUGUCGAGGGGCGGCAGCGCGCCGCUCCUCACUCCUCCUCCUUUCCCCCGACGACUGCUCCUUUGCAGACGCUCCACAUGGACGUGUGGGGCCCAGCCCGCGUCCGUGGUCAGGGUCAGGAGAGGUACUUCCUGAUUGUUGUUGAUGACUUCUCGCGCUACACCACGGUCUUCCCCUUGCGCACCAAGGGUGACGUCCCUGAUCAGGAGGGCAUUGAGCAGUCGUUCACGCUUCCGGCCUCUCCACAGCAGAACGGGGUUGCUGAGCGCCGCAUUGGCUUGGUCAUGGAGGUCGCUCGUACCUCCUUGGUUCAUGCGGCUGCCCCCCACUUUCUGUGGCCGUUUGCGGUCCGAUACGCUGCGCAUCAGCUCAACCUCUGGCCCCGUGUCUCCUUACCGGAGACUUCUCCGACACUGCGUUGGACGGGAGAGGCUGGCGAUGCGUCGCGUUUUCGGGUCUGGGGAUCCCGAGCUUUUGUUCGCGACACGUCCGCAGACAAGCUCUCCCGUCGCGCUGUCCCCUGUGUCUUCCUUGGCUUUGUCCCGGACGCGCCUGGUUGGCAGUUCUACCACGCCACCUCGCGUCGUGUCCUGGCCUCUCAGGACGUCACUUUUGACGAGUCCGUCCCCUACUACCGCCUCUUCCCCUACCGCACUGCCCCACUCCCCCCCCCGCCUCUCUUCCUCGCUCCAGGUGCUGAGGUACCAGACCCCCUCCCCCCUCAAAUUGCCGCUCCCUCAGGUGUGUCCCAGGUAGACCCGAGUGAGCCUGUCGAGGUAGCUGUUGACUCUCGUCCUGCUGGGGGUACUGAGCCUGGGGGUGCUGAGCCUGGGGGUGCUGCGUCUGGGGGUGCUGAGCCUGGGAGUGCUGAGUCUGGGGGUGCGGAGCCUGGGGGUGCUGAGCCUGGAGGUGCGGAGCCUGGAGGUGCGGAGCCUGGGGGUGCUGAGUCUGGAUACGAGUGUGGAGCCUGGGGGUGCUGA